Messenger RNA from Heterobilharzia americana, 3232 nucleotides. The record is from the annotation of a GenBank genome assembly. Lineage: Eukaryota; Metazoa; Platyhelminthes; Trematoda; Strigeidida; Schistosomatidae.
UGUGUUUGAGCCAAUUUAAUUCCAUGUGUAACCAAGACAACUUUCAAAGCUGAGUGGUUUUUCUACAAGGACAACAAGCAGAGAAAAGAAGACAGAAGUCUAAGAAGUCUCACCAACCAUAACGAAAAGUAGACCGCUUUGUAUCUUUUCAAAGAAUGAUUUGAUGUCAUCGGUUAACAUCAGAGAAGAAUCCAGUACACAUAUAACUCCGACUUUUUUGUGCCAAAUCAGACAUUCACAAUAUACAGAAUGACGGUUUCAUUGAGGAUAAUUGUUUAGAAAGUAGUGACAAAAAGUAGGGAUGAACACAUUACCGGCAAAUAGAACACUAAACACAUUCAAUGGUGACAAUAUACGACGUUCAAGCAUAUCUGCAAUACGUCAUGCUGCUAGGUCAACAUCAUUAUACUUUCCAAACACUGAUACUGAUGAAGAAAGCCGUAGUCAACUGUUGACAAGUGAAAGUAUUGCAGAAACACGUAGAGCUGAGACAAUGAAUAGACUGAAUCGUCUUGGAACUGGUGAAGGCUCAAGAAAUCUGACAAAUCCAUUAUUCGAUAGUAUGGGUAGUUUAGAUCAACCAUGGUCACGUGGUUAUGGUCAGACUGUUGUACUAUCUCCACCAAAGAUUAGUCUACCCGUUCAACACCAACAGCACCAACAUCAUCAACAGACUACAGAACAUGAGACUGCUAGUACAAUUCAAGAUAUACAACACUCGAUCAGAUUACCAGUUCCGAGAAGUUCGAAUAUAUUACACGGAGGUUACUGUCCAUUACCGUCCACUCACUGUGGAUCUUCUGUAAGAAAUGCCUAUGGUGAAGAUGGUGGUGGCGGCGGUGGUGGAAAUAGUAGUAAUAUGAAAAAGUCGAAGAGGAAAAUAUGUCUACCUUGUCUUCGGGGUGUUGAUCAAGUUGAAUCUACUGCAAACCUUUACUCAUCAACUGAUGAACUAGAUUCAACGGAUGACCUGAAUAGAUCAGACAGAGCUAGUCAUCAUCGUCAUAGAUUGAAUAAUCGCGAACAGCAACAACAACAACCGUAUAUUAUAUGCUUGGCAAUUGUCUUUGGUUUAUUGGAUAUUCUCUUGUUGAUUGGAUUGACUCUAUUGAUAUUCUUUUUCAAUUGUUCUGCUGAUGGUUGGUUAUACAUGGAUCCUAGGAUCAAGUCAAUUUGUGUUACUUUAUGGGCUGAUUGGAUUCCUCUUUAUCAAAGAAAAUUCCAGUGUCCUGACUUACCACCUGGUUAUUCAGAUAUCGCCAAUACUGAAGCUGGCAGUAGCACUGGUGGAGUCAGUGGGGGUGUCAGUGAGACAAACAAUGAACUAAAACCUUUACUUGAACGAAUAAAUAUGGCUAACAGACAACAGGUUCCAUCAUCCUAUUCAACAAUGACUACACCUAAUCCGUUAUCAUUAAUGGCACGCUAUCAGUCAGAACGAACCAAUCAAGUGAACAGAGUUAAUCCUCAAUAUUGGGAUGGAGACUUGGGCUUAAUGCUUCCACCGAAAUUGAUAAUCCCCUCUGCUGAACAACACUUAUACGGGCCAAGAGAUAAUGUUCAUCUUUACGGUCGUAAUUAUCCAACUGAUAAAGACUUUGUUCAAGGGAUAAAAAGUGAUCAAUGGUUACAAUUAUCCCAGUCACAAGCUGAUAUUUAUCGUCAUAUGACGAUCAGUUCCAUAGUCACAGGAUCAAUAAUAAUUCCUGUAAUAGUGAUUUGUUUUGCUGAAAUCAGUUUCUAUUUUUUCAACUGUUGUCAAAUGUGUCUAUCGAGAAAUAACUUGAAACCCUGGGCAACUAUGAAAUUUUUUGGUCGACUUUACCGUCUACUCAUCACAUACAUUUUUGGUCUUCUUGCAACAAUGCUUCUAGUCUGGCUUAUCAAAGUUUCAGUUGGACGUCUUCGACCAGAUUUCAUUCAAAUAUGUCGUCCAUCAGUAAAUGCUUGUCCAAAAUGGUAUACAUUGAUUCAAAAAACUCGUGAAUCUGUAGAUGAACGCAGUGCAAUUGAAUCAGAUCCAAGAUUGUUAGAUCUAAUUGUUGCUCAGUUAGCUAAACAAGGUAAAUAUUUAGUCACAGUGGCGACUACACCUUCACAGGAGUCAUCCGGCCGUCAGAUACCUGAUGGACUGUUAAGCAAUGCAGAUUGUUUGGAGAAUAAUAUUUUAAAGCUUAAAGAUGCCAGAACAUCAUUUCCUUCACUUGGAGCAUCAGUUUCAAUGUAUGCAGCAAUUUUCGUCACAGUUUAUGUGACUGCAUUGAUGAAGAAUUUCCGAGAUGCUUGUCUUUGCAUCCCAUUUCUGUCACUGCUUGGUGUCAGCCUAGUCGCUCUUCUGCUUGGCAUCAACAGAGUAAUAUACAGAAAUAAUUGGUUUGAAGACGUUUUAGCCGGUUGGAUUAUUGGAAUUUGCGUUGCUAUUUAUGUGAGUUUCAAGGUGUUAUACAAUCGAGACAAACUGAGUGAUUUAACCAAUCACGAUUUGAAUCGUCGUUUACACAAAAUUCAGAGUUUACUUCAAACUCACAAUGAUUACAAGCAAUCUGAGCUGAAAAUGAUGAAAUACUUGUGACCAAUAGACAUUCAGCGUACAAUGAAUGGAACAGUUUGAUGGAAUUAAUCAGCUCAUUUCUGAAGAUGUUCAUUGUGACGAUACUUUAUAACUGCUUGUCUAGUCAAUUAAAAUAGCCUCAUUCCUAUUCCUAUCAUAAAUACAUUCAAUUCUCCGCAUAUUUUAAAGUGUAAAAUUGUUUAUAUAUACAUACAUACCGGCCAAUCAUCUCUCACGUUACGCCCACGCACACUGAAUUCAUUCUCACAUUUAUCGAUUACCUUUAAAAUAGUCUUAAAUAGCAAUUUUAAAUGAAUGACAAUCAUUACUAUCGAGCAGCUAAAUAACCUAUUACUUACUAAUAUGCAUAAGCUGAUGUCAGGAUAAACACAAGUCCAUUUAAACAUCUGAUCUAUUUUUAGCCAAAAAUAUUCCCUUAUAGGUAUUAUUACUGUGGUUUUUGUUUAACCGGUUAUUAAAAUUUUUAAUCUUUGAAUUAUACUUGUAAACUGUUAUAUUUUAGUCAUUUUUCUUUUUACAAAAGCAAUCACUUCAUUUUUAUGUCAACUGACUGGAAAAUUUCUGAAAAUAUGCUGAUAUAGUUGUAAAAAAAAGUUUAUUUAACAUGAAAAACACUUCUGUAGUCAUAAAAAAAAGCAUAAAAACAAUUUAUUGCUUUUA